AAAUGUCAUAAGGUGAAAUUAUAAAACACCCAACUAAUGUAAUCCUCAAAUUAUUACAUGUACACUGCACUACCUAACUUUCAUUAGCCUCAACAUUAUUAUUAUAUAGUCAGGAUUAAAUGUGUAUAGACGCCUAAGUGAUUGAACAUUUUUUGUUAUGAUCAAAAACGUCAAUUAUUCGGACUGAAAGAGAGAAAUGGAUCAAACAAAUAAGAAAGAGGAAGCACAGCAAAAUGGAUGGACCUGGAAGUUCAUGUCUGUAAUGUUUUGUGCAUACCUUGUCAUACCUGGAAUCUCCUAUACCAUAUCAUCUCUCAAUGCUCCAGCAGAAUAUAUCAAGAGCUUCAUCAAUGCGACGAAAUAUGAACGAGACCAUUCCUACCCUAGUAAAGAUGAAAUAGACUCGCUCUUUGGCUUGUUGGUAGCACUUGCCGGUUUGGGUGCAAUGGCUGGUUCUCUGGUGGCCAGCUUAUUGUCCGACAAUCUGGGACGAAAGAUAGCCAUACUCAUUGCUUCACUGACAGGCUUGACUGGUGUUCUAUUGUUAAGUCUUGGUAGAACGGCUUCGUCUUUCGAGAUGUUGUUUGUUGGAAGAGUCUUGACUGGAGUGACACUUGGGAUUGGGCUGAGUGCUGCUCCGGCUUACGCUGUAGAAAUGUCGUUGCCGUCUAUGAAAGGAAAUGUAGCUCUGAUCAACCAACUUUUUCAGAGCUUUUCAUUCAUCAUCGCUCAAGUCGUUGGUUAUAUGGAACUUCUUGGAAACGAAGAACAGUGGCAUCUAUUACUUGGCUUACCUGUCAUCUUUUUUGGGCUUCAGCUGUUGAUUUUACCUUUUUGUCCAGAAAGUCCAAGAUAUUUGCUUAUGAAGAAAAAUGAUGUAGCUAAAGCCACGAAAGCACUGCAGACGAUUCGAAACAGGAAAAAUGUAGAGAAAGAUAUUGACAUGUUGCAUGCAGAACUGAGAGAAUCAUCUACAGAAGCAGAGGUUUCAUUUGUUCAGUUGUUUAAGAACAAAGUCCUAAGAAGGCCUCUGGUGAUUGCAAUUGUUUUGGGACUACAUCAAAAUUGGUGCUCAAUUGCAGCUAUACUAUUUUUUUCCACCGAGCUGUUCCAGAAAGCUGGAUUGGAUGACAGAAGUUCCCGCUAUGCAACAUCUGGAACUGGGAUUACAUUCUUCACUGUUAAUGUUGUCGCUAUGUUUCUACUGUCUAGGUUUGGGCGUAAGACUUUGUUUCAAUUUGGAACUAUAGGGAUGGGCAUGUGCUCAGCAGUUAUUGCACUGACUAUGGUAUUUCAGGAUGACGCACCAGCGUUGAAGUAUGUGAACAUUGUGGUUUCCCUGUUGAUCAUCGCCUUCUAUUCCAUUGGACCAAUAUGUGUAUUUUGGGUAAUCUUGAGCGAAUUAUUUCCGCACAGCGCCAGAGGAUCUGGUUUCAGUGUCGCCAUACUGUGUGCUAUGAUUAGCUUCUUCUCUCACUGCUAUAUCUUCCCAUUGCUUUUGUCGAAACUUCAUUCCUACACUUUCUUUGUUUUCACUGGAAUCAACGCAGUGACAGCACUAUUUGUACAUUUCUAUGUACCAGAGACAAAGAACAAAUCGUUCGCUGAAAUAGCGAAGUCAUGGGCUAAUGCUGAAGAUCUGGAGAAUCAAUUACCAUUAAGUCAGAAAUGUCACACAGGGUCUUCUAAUGCACACGCCAAUACAGUCGUCGAAACUAAACAACAAUAAAACAAAUAAUUUUCAUUGAACUCUGAAACU
This is a messenger RNA of Biomphalaria glabrata, 1759 nucleotides long. Its product is annotated as solute carrier family 2, facilitated glucose transporter member 3-like. Gene Ontology annotation, biological process: monosaccharide transmembrane transport. The record is from RefSeq and is a predicted model, not a curated record. Gene Ontology annotation, molecular function: hexose transmembrane transporter activity. The coding region runs from base 197 to 1729 and encodes 510 amino acids. Gene Ontology annotation, cellular component: membrane. The transcript has 13 exons. NCBI's taxonomy places the organism in Eukaryota, Metazoa, Mollusca, Gastropoda, Planorbidae.